This is a messenger RNA of Stylophora pistillata, 2009 nucleotides long. Its product is annotated as aldehyde dehydrogenase, dimeric NADP-preferring. Gene Ontology annotation, cellular component: cytoplasm. Gene Ontology annotation, biological process: aldehyde metabolic process. Lineage: Eukaryota; Metazoa; Cnidaria; Anthozoa; Scleractinia; Pocilloporidae. The record is from RefSeq and is a predicted model, not a curated record. Gene Ontology annotation, molecular function: aldehyde dehydrogenase (NAD+) activity.
UUCCGCUGAGUUCGAGGCUCUAGGUCGAGUGUAAAUAAGAAUACACAGGGGAUGAAACGUAGUUAAGAAACGUAAACGUUUUCUGUCAUAAGUAGUGUUGUGUCCCCCUAAACAUCAGUAGAAAGGUGCUGCUUUGGUGAGUUUUAUAUCUACAUUUGUUCAAAGGAACAUAGACAUGUCUGGAAGCGAAGAGAAAAUUACGUCAGCUGUGAAAAAACUAAGAGAUACCUACAGAAGUGGAAGGACAAGAGAUGUGGAAUUUAGAAGAGAACAGCUGAGGAAUCUCCUUCGACUUAUGGAUGAGAAUGAAGAGGAAAUUUUGGAAGCUGUUGGCAAGGAUUUGCAUAAGCCAAGAACAGAGGCUACCCUUGCAGAGAUUUUGGUAGUGAAGAAUGACAUUGCUUGUGCACUGAAUCACUUGUCUGACUGGACAAAACCUGAACCACUUGAAGUUCCUUUGGUCCACAAAAUGGAUUCCUGUUUUACUGUUAGUGAACCUCUAGGGUUGGCACUAAUCAUUGGAGCUUGGAAUUACCCAAUACAGCUGUGUAUCAUGCCCCUUGUUGGGGCCAUUGCUGCUGGAAACUGUGCUGUCAUCAAACCAUCUGAAAUUGCAGAGGCAUCAGCAGAACUUGUUUCCAAACUCAUUCCUAAAUAUCUGGACCAGGAUUGCUUUGCUGUCAUCAACGGAGGAGUAGUAGAAACUCAGUGUUUUCUGAACAAUUGCAAGUUUGACAAGAUAUUUUACACGGGUGGACAUGCUGUGGGAAAGUUGGUCAUGCAAGCUGCUGCAAAGAAUUUGGCAAGACUAACUCUUGAACUGGGUGGGAAAAGCCCAUGUUAUAUAGACAAGGACAGUGACCUUGAGAUUGCUGUCAAGAGAAUAUGCUGGGGAAAGUUUUCAAAUGCUGGACAGACAUGUGUAGCCCCAGACUACAUUCUGUGUCACCCAGACAUCCAAGAAGCGCUUAUCAAACAAUUCAAGGAAGCACUGUUUGAUUUCUAUGGAGAGGAUCCAAAAGAAUCACCAGACUAUGCACGGAUUGUGAAUAACAGGCACUUCAAUCGUUUAAAGAGCUUGAUGAGCAGUGCCGGUAAAUGUGCAGUAGGAGGUGAAACAGAUGAGAGCGAAAACUAUAUCUCGCCAACUAUAAUGACUGGUGUGAAACCUACAGACCCGAUUAUGGAAAAUGAGAUAUUUGGUCCACUGUUGCCGAUAAUAGAUAUCGAAUCUUUUGAAGACGCCAUAGAAUUCAUAAAUGACAGAGACAGGCCGUUGGCCCUGUACAUCUUUGCUAAUGACAAGUCCAAGAUUCAGCGCUUCAUGAACAAUACAUCCUCGGGAGGAUUUCUUGCGAAUGAUACUGUGGUACAUGCCGCAGUUGAAUCGCUUCCAUUUGGCGGUGUGGGUGAGAGUGGAAUGGGAAACUAUCAUGGCAAGAAUUCGUUCGAUACGUUUUCGCACAAGAAGGGCUGUGUCAUCAAGAAACAAGCCAUGGAGUCGUUCAAUAGCAUACGUUACCCACCAUACGAGGAAAAACGCCUUGCGUGGAUCCGUUGGCUGAUUGAAGCCAAAGAACAAUCGUACGAGAAGCUAUCGGACAUAGCACCUCUCUUGUUCUCCAUUCCUCUCGCUAUGGUUCACAAGGUCAUUGGACUACCGAGAUAUUUCUUGAAGUAGACGAAUUGUGUGGACGUACACUUGUGGACGUUUGAACAGCUUAUUAUAAUUUUGUUUGUUUUUAGUCAAGGACAAAACGUAUCUUGUUUACUUAGUAUGAAAAGAAAGAAUAUAUACCACAAAAGGACAAUGAGACUUUUUCUCCGACGAGCUGUUCUCAUAAUCUCUUUGACUUCCGCAGGCAGGAAAUAGGAACAUGGAAUACGGAAAAAAAUAAUAUGAAAUUGUGUGUAUCAGUGGAGAGGAAAAUAAUAAAGUGCAUCCCCGCCCUGUAGCAUACUGCAAAGGUAUAAGCUUUGUGAAAGUGCAGGGCUUUGUCCCUCCUAAA